AUGUCUCUCAAGUACCUCCUGACCGCGCUGGCCGCUUCCCAGCUGGCUUUCGCCGAUGACGACUGUGGUGACACUACCGUCGAGAACCAGAGCGAUGUCGAUGCCCUCGCCUCUUGCUCCACCCUCAAGGGUGAUCUGACCAUCAAGAAGACCUACAGCGGUGAGGUUUCCCUGAGUGGUGUCUCCAAGAUCACCGGUGGUAUCAUCUCCAGCGGUGCCUCCAACGUCAGCUCCAUCUCUGCUCCUCUCCUGGAGUCCAUUGGCGACAAGUUCGAUCUCGAGGGUCUCACCACCCUGACUCUGCUCAGCUUCCCCGAGCUCACCUCCGUUGGCUCUAUCAACUGGGACGCUCUUCCCAAGCUCCAGUCUCUGAACUUCGACACUGGUGUUACCAAGGCCGGCAACGUCCAGAUCUCCAACACUGGUCUGACCAACCUGAACGGUAUCUCCCUGAUGACCGUCGGUACCUUCAGCAUCCAAAACAACCGUGACCUGAAGAACAUCAACAUCAACAACCUGAAGAACGCCACCGACCUGAUCAGCUUCUCGGGUAACUACGACACUCUCGAGAUUGACCUCCCCAACCUCGGUACCGGUACCAACAUGACCUUCCAGAACAUCUCUUCCGUGUCUGUUCCUUCUCUCGAGAAGCUCACCGGUCAGCUCGGUUUCUGGGGUACCAAGUUCGAGACUUUCUCCGCUCCCAACCUGACCCAGACUGGCGACCUUAUCUUCAACGACAACUCCAAGCUGUCCAACAUCUCCAUGCCCAACUUGAAGACCGUUAACGGUGGAUUCACCAUUGCCCGUGACGACAAGCUGUCCGUCAUCUCUCUGUCCAGCCUCGAGACCGUCAAGGGUGCCAUUGACUUCUCCGGUACCUUCGACAAGAUCUCUCUUGGCAAGCUCAAGGAUGUUGAGGGUGCCUUCAACAUGCAGUCCACCCACGGCAAUUUCAGCUGCGACGACUUCAAGAAGCUCAAGAACGAGGAUGUCAUCAAGGGUCACUUCACCUGCAAGGCUGACACUGAUUCUCCCACCACCUCCAACGGCAAGUCUGGCACCUCCAGCUCCACCUCUAGCAGCUCUUCCAGCACUUCUUCCGGUGCUGCCUUCAUGACCGGUGCCAACGUCCCCAUUGUUGGUCUCGCCGCCGUUUUCGGUGCUCUUGCCCAGCUCCUGUAA
Penicillium antarcticum is the source of this 1185-nucleotide messenger RNA. RefSeq names its product GPI-anchored protein Ecm33 (gene ecm33). The record is from RefSeq and is a predicted model, not a curated record. Gene Ontology annotation, biological process: fungal-type cell wall organization. The coding region runs from base 1 to 1185 and encodes 394 amino acids. Lineage: Eukaryota; Fungi; Ascomycota; Eurotiomycetes; Eurotiales; Aspergillaceae. The transcript is spliced from 2 exons. Gene Ontology annotation, cellular component: fungal-type cell wall; plasma membrane.